AUGACUGAUGCAGACAUGCCCUCCGAAGCACCCCAAGGCCCUGGUGCCCCUUCAUCACGACCUACCGACAACAACCACCACCCUCAAACCAUCGCCGAUACUCGAGAUGUUGCCAUGAUUCGCAACCGGAGCAGAGAUAGGGGCGGAGGUACCAGAGAUCGGGUCGCCGUAGAAAGGGAGCCUCGAGUCUCAGCUAUCGAUCCCCAACCCAGGCUGCAUUCCCAGUCGCCUACCCGUCGCGAUCAACAUAAUCACCUAGAAAGAGAGAAACAUCCGCAUCGCGAAAAGGCCCACGCAACCAACGAAGAGUCGAUUCCCGAUAGAAGCCAUCGAGGGCGGUCACGCGACCGUCCAAGAAACGACCACGACAGCGCCCGCGGGGCGAGACGGCGUUCCCCUGGAGACGAGCAGCUCCAGCCCAGCCGACACCGAGAAGGUGUCUCGCCGCCCAGACAGCGCCCGAAACCCGAUGAGAAAUCAGAGCUACCCCCACGAGAUCGCUCUCACUCGCCUACUUCAAGAAAACGACGCAGAAGUCAGAGUCCCUUGCCGCUCCCGGCCCCUAAAUCUAAGAAGUCGAGGCGUGAACGCGAGCGUGACCGCCGACGUAAAGCAGAAAGAGACGAUAGGCUAGAGAGAGAAUACACCAAGGGCCCUGGGCCUGCGCGGUAUGAUCGCACACUUUCUCCUCUGCGCAGGGGAUCUCCUUCCCGAGACUACGACGAUCUCCGUUAUAGGUACUCUGAUCGGCGCGAACCUCUGGAUCGGCCUCGGCACCGCCAUCGUAGUCGGUCGCCGCUUCGUGAGGCUGACUUCAAACGUGGUGCAGCCUCUCGCCCACGCGUGGACCCGCUCUUUCGAGGCCGCAGCCGCUCUCCACGGCCAACUUCCAGGCGCUCAUCUUUCUCCCGAACUCACUCACCACCUCGCCAUCUUGGGCGCCCCCCGGCCGGGCCUCUGGAUGCCGGCUCGCAUUCCCGCAGAUCAUCUCCCUCAUUCGACCAAUCUAGAGCAGAGUAUCCUCCUCAUUCUCCUAGAGACCGUGCAUCGCGCCGCUCCCGCAAAAAGGCCAAGUCUCGCGAAGAACCACGAUUUCCUUCCGAUGGUCAGCCAACUGGUGCCAACAGUAUUGAGGUGAACAUGUCCCGGUUAUCAGACAGUCGAGGCGACGGAGGACGCGAUGGUCGAAGCGAGCUCAGCACCCAAUUGCCACCUAGACAUCCGGCCAAAACUCAUCACAGUGAUUCUCGUUAUGCCCAAUCACCAUCCCACGCCAAUUCGGGCUCCUCGUUUCACGGAUCGCCAACUGCUCAAUCGCCUUACGGAAAUGGUCGAGCAGCUAGAUACAGUCAGCAUCAGUACUCGCCUCAAAGCCAGCGUCCCUCCCAGCAGUCCCAGGGCAAUCGUGGACCUCCAACCGGGCCCUCUGCACAUCGUGUCAGGAGUCAGUCACCACAGCCGCCGAGCGGGCCCGCCGCUCAAGCUGAUUCCCGCGGUCAUGGCUUUUCGAGAGGAAGAUUUCGUGGUGGUUCUUACUCGACACGACGUUACCGCGAUGGUUCCGCCCCGAGGAGUGCACAGCGGGAUGCCCCGGCUGAGUACAGCAGGGGUCAUUCGAGUCCACCACACGAUGGCACUCUUCGAAAUCUCAGCCCACAGAACACAACCUCCAAUCAUCCCGACUUACCUGGAGAAAGCGAUGAAGCAGAGAUUGGUACAUUGGGGCCCUCUGAAGAUGCCCACGUCGAAAGUCCUGCACCAGAGAAAGUCCCGACAGAAGUCAUGCCGCCGCCUGGGCCGCCUGGGCCGCCGCCGACUGCUCCUACCGGCCCCUCUGGCUCGAAAUUUAGUUUUGCUUUCAAAGCAACAAACAAAGCCCCAGUGGCGGCGCCAAAACCGGAGAUCUCACAAAAAUUCAGUGCUGCUCCAAAGAAGGGAGCGCAACGCGAUGACGACGACAAUCGGGACCUGCCCAGAGACACCCCUAGAGAGCCUGCUUCGGCCAGGGCCCGGAACGACCAACAUGACAACAAAUCAAUGCCCGAGCAGCCGCGCACGCGCAAGGUGAUGAGGAAGAUCAGAACCUUGAAACCAAAGCCUAGCCUAGAGCCCGAAUACGCCAAGUCGAAAUCUGUCUACUUCAGAAAACCUGGAAAUGAGUCGGUCAUCGGAGCGGGCACCUACGGCAAAGUGUUCAAGGCGGUGCAUGUGUACAUGAAGAGAACCGUCGCGCUCAAAAAGAUACGCAUGGAAGGAGAGCGAGAUGGCUUUCCAGUCACUGCCACGCGGGAAGUCAAACUGCUCCAGUCAUUGAAGCACACCAACAUCGUCAACCUGCAAGAGGUCAUGAUCGAAAAGAAUGACUGCUACAUGGUGUUUGAAUACCUCUCCCAUGACCUGACUGGUUUGCUGAACCAUCCGGGUUACAGGCUUGAUGCGAGCGAAAGAAAACAUCUAGCGAAGCAACUUUUUGAGGGGUUGGACUACCUUCAUAACAAAGGGGUACUACACCGCGAUAUCAAAGCUGCGAACAUCUUGGUGAGCAAUGAGGGAGUGUUAAAGCUGGCCGACUUCGGUCUGGCUCGCUUCUAUGCCAAGGGCCACAAGAUCGACUAUACGAACCGUGUCGUUACCAUCUGGUACAGAUCUCCGGAGCUUCUGCUAGGCGAGACGCAGUAUGCUGCUGCGGUUGACAUAUGGAGUGCCGCGUGUGUCAUGGUAGAGAUAUUCACUCGCCAUGCCAUCUUCCCAGGUGACGGUGGUGAGAUUAGCCAGCUGGAGAAGAUCUACAGCGUGCUGGGCACACCCAACCCGAAGGAGUGGCCCGGCCUCGUGGAUAUGCCGUGGUUUGAGUUGUUGCGGCCGGGCUAUCGAAAGCGGAGUACCUUCGUAGAGAAGUACCGAGAGCGGGUGCCGGCCGCUGCAUUCGAGCUCCUCACCAGCAUGUUCCAGUAUGACCCUGUCAAACGACCAUCUGCAAGUGAUGCCCUGGAACAUCCUUACUUCACGACGGAGCAACCGCCGCCUAGACAAGCCAUCCAACUCAAGCACGUCCAGGGCGAUUGGCACGAGUUCGAGUCUAAGGCACUUCGUCGAGAGAAGGAGAGAAAGGAGAAACAGGAGCGAGACGCUCGGCGCGCAGCUGCUGCCAAAGAUGGCAACCAGAGGGAUAAGGAGAAGAAACGGCCGUCUUCGUCUCAUGAUGCUCAACGGGAAGCCAAACGCCCACAUGUGGAGGGACAACCUCCCAAUAUGAAGGUAUGA
Molecule: messenger RNA, 3264 nt
Organism: Anthostomella pinea
Lineage: Eukaryota; Fungi; Ascomycota; Sordariomycetes; Xylariales; Xylariaceae
Source: the annotation of a GenBank genome assembly